This is a messenger RNA of Racocetra persica, 317 nucleotides long. The record is from the annotation of a GenBank genome assembly. Lineage: Eukaryota; Fungi; Glomeromycota; Glomeromycetes; Diversisporales; Gigasporaceae.
UUCGCACUUCAGUGGAUUCAAAGCCGGGUAAAAACGGUGCAAAACAUUUUGAAAAUAAACAACGUCGAAAAUCUACAUCAGAUGUUGGAACGCAAACAAAUAUUAAACCAACGAUAGAAGAAUCGUCGACAAUAUGUGAUAAGAAAGGUUGUUUAGCAGCAUGUAAAUCUUUUUUUCGACGGUGUAAAGGAUUAUUGAAUAUUCUCGCAUACUUUCGUUUUGCUUUGGUGUUAACUUUGUACACCCUGAUUUUCGUGGACGUUAUUCAUUUAAUUACAAAAAUUCCUAAAGAUUUUUGGGUUGAAUGCCUAUUACAG